This is a messenger RNA of Perca flavescens (yellow perch), 4080 nucleotides long. It is a transcript of the gene smo, whose product is annotated as smoothened, frizzled class receptor. The coding region runs from base 633 to 3086 and encodes 817 amino acids. Gene Ontology annotation, molecular function: transmembrane signaling receptor activity; patched binding. The transcript has 12 exons. Gene Ontology annotation, cellular component: cilium; dendrite; plasma membrane. The record is from RefSeq and is a predicted model, not a curated record. Lineage: Eukaryota; Metazoa; Chordata; Actinopteri; Perciformes; Percidae. Gene Ontology annotation, biological process: pattern specification process; smoothened signaling pathway; commissural neuron axon guidance.
CCACAGACACAGAGCUGCAACUCAGGAACACAACACAGCCACAGAAACCUCUCAUCAGACACUUCACCGGCAGAAUCACUUCUUGGGAGAGAGAGAGAGAGAGAGAGAUGUAGGAUAAUUUAUCAUCUUAUUUUUGUGCCAGCAUAAAAAGGGGGGCUACGGAGAAGUGGGUGGUGCAUGUGAGCUCGAGCUCCUAUUACAGAGAUCCAGACUUUUUCAUGGCAAGUUUUGUGGAAGUGGGGGGAGGGCGAAUCUGCAACUUUCUCAGCCUGAUGUCUUUUUCAUACCCAUCCUAAAUGUUUCAAAUUAAUUCUUUUUAUGGUUUUGAGUUUAGGCGAUGUGUUUUUUCUAGAGUUGAGGACACUUUUUUGGAGCUGUUGGAAUUUGGAUAAUGAAGGAAUUCAGGAGGAUCCAGCAGGGAUCGGACGAGAAGUGCAGAAUAAAAAAGUUUGGGAGGACUACGAGAAAACUUUGAAGCGCCUAGCAGAUUUCCCUCACCAUGCCGCGUUUGGAAACUUAUUCCAAAUCUAAUGAAGAAUACUUCAUCUUUGGGUGUUUUGGGAAACAGAAUAGCUAAAGCACUAGAAUUCAAAGCGAUCUCGUUUUUGCACAGUUGAAUCUCUACUCCCAAGAUGUCUUCCCAGGGUCGGGGCCCCAUUGUUGGAUUUUAUGGGAUGCUUUGCGUCUGGGUUGCUUGGCUUUCAGGCUCCGGGGCGGUGUUGUCUCCAAACGGGACGAUAUUUGAGGAUAACUGCAAGAAAACCUCCACUUGCGAGGCACUUAAAUACAACACAUGUCUGGGAUCGCCUUUACCGUACACGCAUACUUCUCUGAUCCUGGCGGAGGACUCCAGCACCCAAGAAGAAGCUUUUGAGAAGCUGGCCAUGUGGUCCGGUCUGCGGAACGCUCCUCGCUGUUGGUCGGUCAUCCAGCCUUUGCUCUGUGCCGUCUACAUGCCCAAAUGUGAGAACGGUCGAGUCGAGCUGCCCAGCCAGAGCCUGUGUUUGGCUACACGUCGACCAUGUAGCAUCGUGGACCAGGAGAGAGGCUGGCCCAGCUUCCUCAAAUGUGACAAAUUCCCUGUUGGCUGUUCGAAUGAGGUGCAGAAGCUGAAGUUCAACAUAUCAGGCCAGUGUGAAGCUCCCCUGGUGAAGACAGACAUUCAGUCCAGUUGGUACAAGGACGUGGAGGGCUGCGGUAUCCAGUGUGACAACCCUCUGUUCACUGAGGAGGAGCACAAUGACAUGCACGCCUACAUCGCUUACUUCGGCACCAUCACCCUCCUCUGCACCUUCUUCACCCUGGCCACGUUUCUUGCCGACUGGAAGAACUCCAACCGCUACCCAGCUGUCAUUCUCUUCUACAUCAAUGCCUGUUUCUUUGUGGGCAGUAUCGGCUGGCUGGCUCAGUUCCUGGAUGGAGCACGCGACGAGAUUGUGUGCAAGAGCGACAACACCAUGCGACUCGGGGAGCCCUCGUCUUCAGAGACACUGUCAUGCGUCACUAUCUUCAUCAUCGUAUACUACUCCCUGAUGUCGGGCGUGAUUUGGUUCGUCAUGCUGACCUAUGCCUGGCACACGUCCUUCAAAGCCCUGGGCACCACCCACCAGCCGCUGUCUGGCAGAACCUCCUACUUCCACAUGGUGACCUGGUCCGUCCCCUUCGUCCUCACUGUGGCCAUCCUGGCUAUCGCUGAGGUGGAUGGAGACUCAGUGAGCGGGAUCUGUUUUGUAGGCUACAAAAACUACAGAUACCGUGCUGGGUUUGUCCUGGCCCCUAUUGGAGUGGUGCUUGUUGUCGGCGGCUACUUCCUCAUUCGGGGUGUCAUGACUUUGUUUUCCAUUAAGAGUAACCACCCAGGACUUCUGAGUGAAAAAGCUGCCAGCAAAAUCAACGAGACGAUGCUGAGACUUGGUAUAUUUGGAUUCCUCGCUUUUGGCUUUGUUUUCAUCACCUUCGGCUGCCACUUCUACGACUUCUUCAACCAGGCUGAAUGGGAGAGGAGCUUCAGAGAAUAUGUGCUGUGUGAAGCCAACGUGACAAUCGCCUCUCAGACCAACAAGCCAAUCCCAGAAUGCACCAUUAAGAACCGGCCCAGCCUGAUGGUGGAGAAAAUCAACCUGUUCUCCAUGUUUGGGACGGGAAUCGCUAUGAGUACCUGGGUCUGGACCAAGGCCACCAUCCUCAUCUGGAAACGGACCUGGUGCAAAAUUAUUGGUCGUAGUGACAAUGAACCCAAGAGGAUCAAGAAGAGCAAGAUGAUUGCCAAGGCAUUUGCACUGAGGAAGGAGCUUCACAAGGACCCAGAAAAGGAGCUGUCCUUCAGCAUGCACACCGUGUCCCACGAUGGACCAGUGGCUGGAAUCAAUUUUGAAAUAAAUGAGCCAUCAAACGACGUGUCAUCAGCUUGGGCGCAGCAUGUGACUAAGAUGGUGGCCCGGCGAGGUGCCAUCCUGCCUCAGGACAUCUCUGUUACUCCUACUGGUACUCCAGUGCCACCUCCAGAGGAGAGGAACAGGCUGUGGAUGGUGGAGGCUGAGAUUUCACCAGAGAUGAUAAAGAGGAAAAAGAAGAAGAGGAAGAGGAAAAAGGAGGUGCGUCCAGUGGAGGAGGCAGUGGAACACCAGGCUAAUCGCCAGCGUGAGUUUGGUCGCAGCUCAGUGCCUCGUCUGCCCAAACUGCCAUGCCACCCCAGUCUGGUCGCUAAUCUGCGCGAACAGCAGAGGCAGCAGCAGAAGCUGGAGGAGGAAGUCUUGCCAGGGUCCUACCCAGAUUUCCAACCCUCCCUGUCCUGUGAGGAGAGGUGUACCUACCAGCCCUACCAGAGCAGUCGGGACAGUUAUGGCCGCAGCCUGCUCUCUAACCCUCUAACCUUCAAUGACCGCCCAGAGGAUCUUGGUAUCGGCCCACGCUGCCCCCCCUCUGCCUCCACUUGGCAGCCCAGGGGAUCUUCCUGCUACCCCGGGGAGAUGGAUCUCGCCCACGUGGCUCGGGGACCGGCAGGCCGAAGGGCCGGCUACGGACCCAUUCACUCCCGGACCAAUUUAAUGGAAGCAGAACUUAUGGAUGCUGACUCUGACUUCUAAGAGCAAUAGCUCCAAUAUAUUGCUUUGUGGUUCACCGACCACAAAAAAAAAAAAAAAGUGCUGGAUGCUUUGAAAAUUCUUACUAAAGUGCACCUAAUUCCCAAUGCCCAGAGGUCAAGAUGGAACUAAGCUGUUCAGUUAAUUUUAUUUUUUAUUUUGAAAAAACAAAGGGAUAAAGUAAAAAUGUUGUGAAUAGUUAAUGAAAAAAAUAUUUUUUUAUACUCUGUGUCCAAUACAAUUUCAAAGGCAACUCCAUGAUGACAAGAGAAAUGAGGCAGCUAAACUUUAUGUGGCUUGAAACAGAUAUUAUUUUUAAGCCAUAAGAAUUCAUCAGCUAGUAUCAGCCUAGCCCUGUUUAUGACAACAUUCAACUCUUAAUGUUGCAGGGUGAGUCAAGGUAUCACGGAUGAAUUGUUAAUUGACACAGUCAACUUGUCUUUGAAAUUACCAGUAAGGAAAUUUGAAGAUGAAGGCAGUCGAUAAAACUUUUGAAAGUCUAUUCUCAAUCUUUGAGUGACCGCUUGUGUAUUAUUAUUUUUACUGCCCCAGUAGGGCAGUAAAAUUUGACUCAUACAGAAGACCAUACAGGUUAAAAUGAAAAUGCUACGGGCUACUUGCAAAUACUGUUUAACCCAGGUCAUCUUUUGUGUUAUAUUUAAAUGUUUGUUAAACUCCAUUUCUCUCUUCCCAUCGCUAUUUAGCAAUUAAUGAUUUGUGUUUAUGUACAGUUAAAUUGAGGUACUAACCAUUAUCUCCCUUGCCCUAUUAAUACUGAUAUCACAGAAGUGAUUGCUAAGUGCUCCAGACUUCGAGAGGUUUCUUUUAAGAAUCUGGGCACACUGGGAUUUACACAGAAACCAGGAUGUACUAAAAGAAAUGAUUACAGUUGUAUAAGUUGACUAAUUUUGAACGCACCAGGUGCUUGGUCUCACAGCUUCACAUUGUGAUAAUUUACUUCAGACACAAACAGAAUAAACCAAAUUAUUAUACUGUC